Messenger RNA from Lecanosticta acicola, 4422 nucleotides. NCBI's taxonomy places the organism in Eukaryota, Fungi, Ascomycota, Dothideomycetes, Mycosphaerellales, Mycosphaerellaceae. The record is from the annotation of a GenBank genome assembly.
AUGGCGAUUGGAAACUUUCUCAAGGGGCGGCGGCGUGAGCGGCGAGCCUCCAAGGAGAGCAAGACACAAUCCGAAGAUAUCAGCGAGACAGCUAAGGCCGCCGAUGAUGAAGAAGAGGAACAUGUACAAGCGAAGUGGCGCUCCCUCUUCGCUUUUUCCACGAGAGCGCACAUCCCACUUCUACUUGCUGGCAUCUUCGUCUCGUUCGUUGCAGGUGCGGUGAGCCCCGCGCAGAAUUUGAUCGUGGGCGAUUUGUUCGAGGGCUUCACUUCGUUCGCGGCGGGCAGAAUCACCAAAGAUGAGCUCAUGCGCCGACAGACCAAAUACGUCCUCUACCAAGUUGGGCUCGCUGCUGGUAGCUGGGUUUUCCAUUCUCUCGACUUCAUGUUCUGGAUGGCCUUUGGAGAGUUGCAAGCCAAAAGCGCUCGCGACCGACUCUUCCAUGGACUGAUGAGCAAGGAGGUCGAAUGGUACGACCGGCGCAAGAAUGGCAUCGGCGCCUUGCUGCCCAGAAUACAGGCCCAGAUCAGAGAACUGCAGCUUGCGACCGCACAACCGCUUGGCGCUCUAUUCUCUCUCGCGGCAACGUCGAUCCUAUCCCUGAUACAGGCCUUCACCAAAUCUUGGGACCUGACUUUGGUGACUCUGGCCACCGUUCCGGUGAUCAUGGUUCUUAUGGGUGUAGUGGGCAAGCCAAUGCAGCGCAAUCUUCCCAAGCAGCAAGACAAGCUCACCGAGGCUCAGAAGUACUCUACUGGCGCAUUCUCCUCUAUCGAGACGGUGAAAUGCUUCAAUGGGCAAGAGAUUGAGGUGGAGAAAUAUCAGAAAAGUGUGGCAGAGGCUGCGAACUUCUAUGCUCGGGUCGCAAACGCAAGUGCUCUGCAGAUGGGACUACUAGCCCUGCUUGCUGUGUCCAUGUUUGUGCAAGGAUUCUACUAUGGCGGUGUCCUGGUGGCCAGCGGCACUAUCGACUCUGGCGACGUGAUCACGACCUUCUUCUCGGCGAUCGCGGCUUUCUCUUCUAUAUCAGCGAUCAUGCCUCAGAUGAUCGUGUUCGAAAAGGGACGGAGUGCUGGCGCGACAUUGCGAAGUAUCAUGGUGCAAAUCGAGGAGAAGUCCUCUGCUAAAGAAGCAGAAGGUGCCCUGGCCCCAACGAGUUGUCGUGGAAACAUUGAAGUCAAGAACCUGACUUUUGCAUAUCCGUCCCGACCUGAUGUGUUGGCCGUACAGGACGUUUCGAUGCGCCUCCCUGCAGGAGAGCUUACCUUUCUGAUUGGUCGAAGCGGUUCCGGCAAAAGUACAAUCAGUCAGUUGCUCAUGCGAUUCUACUCAUCAUCUGAGGGUCAGAUUCUGGUGGACAACGUACCACUGGAUAAACUCGAUCCCACUUGGCUCCGGACGAACAUCACGCUUGUGGAACAGACAAGUGUUCUUUUCAACGAUACCAUCUUUCGUAAUAUUGCGUUUGGUCGAAGGGACUACGAGGCCGUCACCAGGGACGAGGUGAUGGGAGCUGUCGAGUUUGCACUUUUGCAGCUUAUGAUCAACGAGAUGCCUGAUGGACUUGAUACAGUUGCUGGUUUCAAGGGUGGUUCAAUGUCUGGUGGUCAACGACAACGUAUGGCUCUUGCAAGAGCACGGCUUCGUGACUCGCCGAUACUGUUCCUAGAUGAGUCUACAAGCGCGCUAGACCACAUCACCCGGACCUUGAUGAUGGAGGCAAUUCGCCGCUGGCGCAAAGGCAAGACCACAAUCAUGAUUACUCACGAUGUAUCUCAAAUCAAACCGGAAGAUUACGUCUACCUCUUGCAGAACGGCAAAGUUGCUCAAGAAGGCUAUCGGCAGCAAAUGGAGGAGAUGAAAGACUCUCCCUUUCAGGCCUUCCUGGCUGAGGAUGAUAGGGCGGGAUCAGAGGAUUCCCCUUUCGAGCUGGCCUUUACUGAUACGGAUUCUGUAUAUUCUAUCGACCAAACACCGAAUGCAUUCUACGAAAAUGGCGAUCCACUGGAGCGGGAAUUGUCGUUCACCGAGAAGAGAUCUUCAAAGAGAAUGUCGUACUUCCCCAACGUUAUAGGGGGUGGCAGCCCGAUGGUCGGCUUGAGAGCUCCGCCCCAAGGUCUCAAGGGAACGUUUUCUCCUCUCAUGCGGGCUGCUAAUUCCCCUGCUCUGGAUUGGACGUCAAAAUGGCCUGCUCUCACCGCAAGAAAGUCGCCUACAGAAGCUGGAACUCCGGCACCCCAAGAUAUGGAGAGCUCAUCUUCUCCAUCCAAUCGCAUCUCCCAAAUGCUUGGAGAUCUUGUUAAUCAAACAGGGCAGAGCGCCGUCGAUGCCAGACGUGGUGCAACUCGUCGGCGUCGUCCGCUUGUAGAGGACGAUGACGCUAUUCCACUUACUGGACCUGAGGCGUCGCUCGCCGCACUAGAGGCGAAUCAGCAUGUGAAGAAAGGGCCGCAGCUCAAUUCUCUGACCUACAUUUUCGAGACUUUGUGGCCGAAUCUAGGCUGGAGAGCCAGGGUAUACCUGAUUGUCGGAUUCUACGGUGCUUCCUUCCAUGCCGUUGUCAGCCCGGCCUUCUCCUUCAUGGUAUCGAAGAUGAUUACGCUCUACUCGAAACCUGGAGGCGACAGCAAGAAAUCUCUGAUGUACGCGAUGAUCAUUCUUGGCAUUGCUGUUGGAGAUGCAUUGCAUACUUGGCUGUAUCGCUUCCUUCACGAAUACACUAGUCAGUUAUGGGUUGACGAGAUUCGCUGCGUGGCUUACAGUCGUAUCUUGGAUCAGCCGAGGGACUUCUUUGAGAAGGAGGAGAACAGUACUUCCACCAUGACAAUGAGCCUGGACCGCAGCGCUGAAGAAAUGCGCAACCUUCUCGGCCGAUUUGCGUCUCUGGCCUACGUGGCUACGAUUAUGGUUUUGGUCUCCAUCUUUUGGGCUCUUGGUACCCAGUGGAAGAUGACCCUGAUCGCUCUUGCGGUCGUUCCUUACAUCUGGGGAGUGACCAAGGCCUUUGCGAGAAUCAGCGAGAGGUGGGAAAAUCGAAGCAACGAUGCCGGUGAAGCUGCAGCAGCCAUCUUCACGGAGACUUUCACCAAUAUCAAAACCGUUCGCGCGCUGACAUUGGAGCCACACUUUCUCAAGAACUACAUGCAAGCUACCAAUGCUGCCUUGAGAGUUGGCUUGCAGAAGUCUUUCUAUUCCGGCUUCUUCUAUGGCCUAUCCGACUCUGCUGCAAACUUUGCCGUCGCGAUGAUAUUCUAUAUUGGCUCCAGGCUCAUCGCAGAUGGAGCCAAAGUUGCGGACAUCAUCCAGGUAUUCACAAUGCUCAUCUUCACGAUUCAGAACGUUGCCAACAUCCUUGAAUGGAUUCCUCAGAUUGGUGCCUCCAAAGAUUCGGCAGCUCGUUUGCUACGCCUUGCAACUUUACCAAAAGAUUCGCAUGAGCAUCUUGGCAAUACUCGCAUAGUUACCAUUGGCGACAUAGUCUUUGACAAGCUGCGCUUUUGCUACCCUUCAAGACCAGACCAGACCGUUCUCAAGGACAUCUCCUUACGGCUACAUCCGGGCACUGCAACCGCUAUCGUCGGCGGAUCUGGCUCAGGCAAAUCGACCAUUGCGAAUCUCCUCCUUGACCUAUACAGCACGGCAACCAUGAAAGGUCACAACCACCACGACGUGGGUGAGCUCACUGUUGGUGGCAGAGACAUUCACCACAUCCACACGCCUUCUCUGCGAGCUCUCAUUGGCGUUGUCUCGCAGACUCCAACACUAUUCUCCGCCACUGUAGCCGAGAACAUCGCCUACGGUCUCCCUCACGACCAUCCCCAUCGCGAAAAUGUUGAACUCGCGGCGCGUCAAGCAGGCAUCCAUGAGUUUAUUCUCUCCCUCCCUCAAAGCUACGAGACUCUCAUCGGCGAAGGCGGCACCGGUCUCUCGGGAGGCCAAUCCCAACGCGUCAGCAUCGCCCGCGCCCUCGUCCGGAAACCCUCCGUCCUCAUCCUCGACGAAGCAACCUCCGCUCUAGACGUGCAAUCCGCAAAUCUCAUCCGCGACACAAUUCGCUCUCUGAUCCGAGACCAGCCCCAUAUCACGGUCAUCAUCAUCACGCAUCACAAGGAUAUGAUGGAAAUCGCGGAGCGGAUUGUCGUGCUCGAUCAGGGCGUUCUGGCUGAGGAAGGGACUUUCCAGGAACUUAUGGAGAGCAGAGGUGCUUUGGCGAAUUUAUUGAGUGGGGGUGAGGUUGAUGCUGAGGGAGGUGGGGAUCAGAAGCUUAGCCGCAAGAGUGGCCGUGCAGGCCCAUUGUUGAAGGAGGUGGAUUGGAACAAGAAGGGCGUCGGGGGAAGGCAUAGUUCGAAUGCGAAGGCAAAAACGGUACCUCUACCUCCAACGACCGCUGGGUUGGGUAGAGGAAGAGACGGGCCUACAUGA